GGAGGAAACUUCUGAAUUGGUUCAUCGUGGUUACUAGCAAAAAUGACGGAAGAGAUCCCUGUUAUCCCUAAAGUAUCAAAUUUAGUUGUCCACAGCGGAAAUAUUGUGAACUGGAACAGACUGAAGCGACACCCAAAUCACGGAGCCACUGCAGAGAUUGCCGAAUGUAUUGAUGCCUCAUUGAAAGGAUUUUUGGAAACUGCUGACAAAACUGCACUUCAGUAUGAAACCAACUUGGAGUGUAGGUGCACAAAAUUUAUUGAACCACUGCCGGCGGAGGAAAGAGGCGACUUAAAAGUGACAGUCAAAGUAUUCCUGUGUAAAUCAUUGCCUCCUGUUACAAUCAAAGAGGGAAUAGAAAAGGUGUUAGCCGAGUUGAAUAUCACUUUCAUUGAGACUGUGUUGCUGGCUCUCCCAGAGUUAGAGGAGGAGGAGAAGGACCUCAGCUUGUCAGUGAUUCAGCCAUAUUGGAAGUUGCUGGAGGAGAUGGUGGAAGAAGAAAAAGUUCUUUCUCUUGGAAUAGCAGACUUGGAUAAAGAGCAACUUGAAGAACUGUACAACUGGGCCAAGAUAAAGCCAGGAAUUAAUCAAGUCAAUCUGGAAUCUUGUUGUUUCAUGCCAAAACAUCUGCAAGAGUAUGCAAAGCAGAAUGACAUCCAACUUCUGAGUCACAAUGAUGCCCGAGAUGUGUUACCCAAUCAGAGAUUAUGUGAUAUUAUCAAGAACAACACCACAAAAAAAGACAGUGAUUCAUGGGAAAUGUUGUGGGUGAUGCGAUAUUCUGUGCUCAUCAAAUGUCGGGGAAUCAUUAAAACAAAAGCAUACAUCACAAAAUGUGGCCGUGACACAAAGCGUGGGAAAUGACCUUUGACCUUCUGUAGCCUGUAACUGAAGAUGUGAGAUUGAAAUUGUUCUGUGGGUUAUAAUUUGUUCUUCCAUACAACAAACCUUACACAGUAAUUAUGUGAUUUUCUGACACAAAGUACUGCUUUGAUAUUAAGUGUGAGCAUAUUCAAGAUCAUAUUUUCUCUCAAUGAUUUACAUGGACAAUGUUUUUGUGAAACAUAUAACGGGGUAGGAAACUACAGCUAACCCAAAUGCUUUGGUCUAUUUCACAGGUGGGUUGGGACGAGAUAAUAAUAAUAAUAAAGCCUUUAUUUAUCCAGGAUUACAUAUUUAGCAAUAACGCUAGUUUUCAAUAUGGUCCUGCAUAUAACAUACAUACAGACAGAUAUUAGUAAAAUAAACACAGAUUAAAAGAAGUAGAAUACAUAUAAACUUAAGAAAUAAUUAUGAAUGUAAGAUAAAUAGAAACAAAAUGAAGCUUAAAGAGUAUGGUGAUAAUCUCUAAGAUAAUUUCUCUUAAAACACGCAACACUCGUUGAGUUUCUUAUAUUUUGACUCAAGGCAUUCCACACUGUGCUCCCUGAAAUGCUGAAAGAUCUUCUAUAAUAUUCUGUUUUUGCCCUGGGUUUUUUCAAUAUAUUUGAAUAAGAAUUUCUAGUUUGCCUCUGACUGACUUGUGAUACAUAUUUAAAAACAUUUAAAUAAUCUGGCAUUAAACCAUGUAAAACUUUAUACACUAAAAUGACUUUUCUAUAGACAAAGUAAUCUGAUAGAGGCAACCAGUUAAGUUCUGUAAACAUGACAUUAGAUGGUGUUUCAAAAUUUCUGAUGUUAAGAAUUACCCUUGCAGCUCGUUUUUGCAAUAUAAAAAGCUUAUUCACAUUUUCAGCAUUUCUUGGAUUGCUCCAUAUAGUACAACAAUAUGUAAAAUGUGGAAAAAUCAUAGUAUUAAAAAUCUUCAGCAGCGCAUCGUUUGACAUAAAAUAUCUUAUUCUUCUUAAAAUGCCAAUUCUCUUGGAAAUCUUGUUCAUAAGUGAUUCUAUAUGACUUUUCCAGGACAAAGUUUCAUCAAUAAUAAUACCAAGUAAUUUUGACUCCUGAACACAUUCUAUGACAUGGUUAUUUAUCACUAAAUUUAAUUUUCGAUACUUCGAUAAUUUUUGUGCCGAUCCAAUAAGCAUACAUUGAGUUUUAGAUUUCAUAAGAUAGCUGGCAGUUUGGCUAAUUUUAACAGCCUGUAUACAAACAACAAAUGUCACAAAAAAGCUUCAUGUGUAGAAUAAUAAACACAGCAUAAAACUGAAAAUCAGGACUGGCAGACUUGAAUCGGACUGACGAAUUUUUAUUGGUAUAGGCAAAAUAUAGAUACAAUUCAGAUGAAGAUUUAACAUUUAUUCCAAAGCACCUUCAGUGGACAAUGUAUAUAUAUAUAUAUACAUAUGAUUGAUUGAUUGUAUCUUGUUUAACGUCCCUCUCGAGAAUUUUUCACUCCUAUGGAGAGGUCACCAAUACCUGUGAAGGGCUUCAAAUUUUAGGCCUAUGCUCUGCACUUACAGCCAUUGAGCAGUGAGGGUUCUUUAGGGCGCCACACCUACUGUGACAAGGGACAUCCAUUUUAAAGUUAUUGCCGAGGACCUGUGGCAUUCACACCCGAUGCGAGCGUUUGGUGAUGGAACUGUCACUACCUGUUUAACGACUUGGGUCUGUUGCAGCUGACCUUCUGCAUGUGGGGUGAACGCUCUACCUCUAGACCACCACGACGGUCCGUUUUUAUAUAUAUAUAUUAGCUGGCAGUAAGGCUAAUUUUAACAGCCUGUAUACAAACAGCAAUGUCACAAAUAAGCUUCAUGUGUAGAAUAAUAAACACAGCACAAAACUGAAAAUCAAGACUGGCAGACUUGAAUCGGACUGUAGUAGCUCAUAAUUUCAUAGUUUCCAACCCUGAGCAUAAUGAAAAAAGUGAAGUGUUUUCUACAUAUAAAAUAUAUACACAGAAUGUUGUCCUCUGCUUGGUGUUUGUAGUAUACCAAUAUUAGUUAAUAGUUACUUAAUAUAUGGAGUAUACAUGUAGGUAUAAAAUGUAGGGUAAACAAUAUUAUGCUAGAGUCGGUGCAGAUUAUUUUUACUAUAUUUGUGAUUUUCUCCAUUGUUUGCAUCCUGUAUGUAUGUAUUUCAAUUGCUUUUAAUUUUUAAACUGAAGUUUUGGAGAUUUCAAAGUUAUCAAAACCAAUUACAGUUAAUCAAGUACAGUUUGUAACUUGAAUCAAAUAGCAAUCUGGAGAAAAAUUGAACCGGACAGAAAGACAUAAAACUUUUCAAAUAAAACACAUAAUGACUAUAAUUAAUGGAGAAGUUUAGAUGUAUACUUUCCAGGGAUAUUUUCAGGAAUAUUUUCUGAAUUAUUAUAAAAGUAACAUUUUGAAAUAAACAACUGUACAAUCAAUGAUACAAAUGAAUUUAUCCAUUUGGUGAUUUUCAAAACUCUUUACAUAAAAAGAUCAUUAGGUUUUUGUAUUUGAGGAUCAUGAUGUAUUGAUGGUAUUCAUAUUAUUUAGAACGUAUAUGCAUGGUAGACAAUUGGAGUGGAUGCAAUAUUAGCAUGAUAUAGAAAUUUUAAUGACAGUAUAAAGUCAUUAAAGGUUUGUCAUAUUGAUUUCAGCUUACCUGAACCAAAUACUCGUGAGGGUUUCUGAUCGGCAUUUGUCCAUUGUCUGUCGCUCUAUCAGUCUCCUAUCUUAUCACAAGUAUACCAUAAGCAUGGAUAGCAAUGAAUGACAUACAUGUAUAUAAAGAAAAUCUUAGUUAACAAGGCUACAAAAUGUGGAAUAGAUAUUCAAAGCAACGGCUAUAGUUUAGAUUCAAGGUUGUUUGUUAAAUCAUCUAGGGUGUAAGGUGAAUAAUGAUAUUUGCAUAUGAUUUAUUAAGUCUCCCAAACGAAGUUUGGAGACUUAUUGUUUUUGCUUGGUUCUUUUUUCUUCUUCCUCCGCUUCUUUCUUGCGCCUAAAACUGUCCGACACCGUUCUCCGAAACCAGUAGAUGAAAGUAAUAGAUAUUCAAGAACAUGAUAGGUCACUGUAUCUAGAAUUGCAGAAAUGUUUCUGUUUUCAGAUUGAGGAGGUUAGGGUACAUUUUAGGGGGAUCAAAUGGGGGUGGGGUUUAACAUAGAACUCUAUGGGGGAAAAUAAUUCCAAAAUUCAACUGAUACAACUUGACAUAUAUGAUAGAUGGAGUCCUGGGGUCAUUGGAAAUGAAAAGAGAAUGACAGGGUCUACAAAUCAAGGUCAAGUGACUCCAGUGACAUUGACCUCUGACCAUGAACAUAAAAACUGUUAUAACUUUAAAACUGGGACUAAUAGUGACAUGGGAUCUUUAAAAAUGGCAAGAGGAUGACGGGACCUAAAAACUAGUAUCAAAGUCAAGUGACCUUGACCUCUGACUUUAGAACAUAAAGUUUGUAUUACUUAAGAACCAGGUCUGAUAGAGACAUUGUGUCUUCAGAAAGAAUGAAUAGAUGAUGAGAUCUACAAAUUAGAAUCAAGGUCAAGUGACUUCAAUGACAUUGACCUCUGACCUUGAACAUAGAAACUCAUAUAUUUUUAGAUUGGAAUUGAUAGAGACAUGGGACCUUCAGAAAUGAUAAGAGGAUGAUAAGAUCUACAAACUAGUAUCAAGGUCAAGUAAGUCCAAUGACCUUGACCUAUGACCUUAGAACAUAAAAUUAGUAUUACUUAAGAACCAGGUCUGAUAUAGAUAUGAGAUCUUCAGAAAUGCUGAAUGGAUGUUGAGAUCUACAAACUAGUGUCAAUAUGAAAUGACUCCAGUGACCUUGACUUCUGACCUUGAAUAUGAUCUGGUAUAACUUUAGAACUGGGACUGAUAGAAACAUGGGAUCAUAAAAAAUGAGAGGAUGUUGGGACCUACAAACUAGGAUCAAGGUCAAAUGACACCAGUUUUACUGAAGGAAAAUGGGGAUAUUUUGAAAAAUUUCAAAAUCGUAGUCUUUGUGAUCUAGAUUUUUAAAUGAAGUUAAAAUUGGCAUGGAUUUUGUCAAGGGAGGAAAAUACUAGUACUCAGAAAAAGCCAUAUCUAUACAAACAAUACUGCAUUUGAGGGACUUUAUAAUUGGUAGAUUAUAAUCAUAUCUUGUUGAUUUUAUUCAAGCCAUAUCUAUACAAACAAUACUGCAUUUGAGGGACUUUAUAAUUGGUAGAUUAUAAUCAUAUCUUGUUGAUUUUAUUCAUGCCCCCAAAAUUGAGAAUUUCUGCCUGCAGGUGUAACCUUGGUCGUGACUUUUGAAUUGAACAAGAUUAAGACUUCAUGCUUUGUGAAUUGAAAGGUUAAUUCAGAGUUGAGUUAUUUGACUGGUAAAAGUCAAGGUCAUUCCUUAUGGUAAAUUUGGCACAAAGGAAUGUAUCCAAGGUAGUGGCAUAUUGGUCAAUCCACAGAUUCUUUUCAAAUUAAAAUGGAAAAAACAUUCAUGUCUAUUUUACAAUUGUUUGUUUUUGUGUAUUGUACAAUUGUUUGUUUUUGCAUAUUGUACAUUUGUUUGUUUCUUAUGUAUUUUACAGUUGUUUGUUUCUUGUGUAUUGUACAAGUCUUUGUCUUGUACGUGUCUUGUACGGUUAUUUAUUUUUGUAUAUUGUACAGUUGUUUGGUUUCUGUUUAUUUUGUUCUUGUGAUAUGGUACAUUUGUUUGUUUCUUGUGUAUUCACAAUUGUUUGUACUUGUAUGUUGUACAGUUGUUUGUACUUGUAUAUUGUACAAUUGUUUGUACUUGUAUAUUGUACAAUUGUUUGUAAUUGUAUUUUGUACAAUUGUUUGUACUUGUAUAUUGUACAAUUGUUUGUACUUGUAUAUUGUACAAUUGUUUGUACUUGUAUAUUGUACAAUUGUUUGCACUUGUAUAUUAUACAAUUGUUUGUACUUGUAUAUUGUACAAUUGUUUGUAAUUGUAUUUUGUACAAUUGUUUGUACUUGUAUAUUGUACAAUUGUUUGUACUUGUAUAUUGUACAAUUGUUUGUACUUGUAUAUUGUACAAUUGUUUGUACUUGUAUAUUGUACAAUUGUUUGUAAUUGUAUUUUGUACAGUUGUUCGUUUCUUGUGUAUUGUACAGUUGUUUGUUUCUUUUUGUCUUGUAUGAUUAUUUGUUAUUGUGAUAUGGUACAUCUGUUUGUUUGUUGUGUAUUGUACUGUUAUUUGUUUCUUUUUGUCUUGUAUGGUUAUUUGUUCUUGUUAUAUGGUAUAUUUGUUUGUUUGUUGUGUAUUGUACUGUAUACAUGUAUUGGUUGUUCUAGUGUUUGUUUGUAUGGUUUGUGCAGUUAUUCUUAUACAUUGUACAACUCUUUGUUCCUGUGAUUUGUACACAUGUUCUCACCUGUAUGUGUUGUACAGGUAUUUGUAUCUAGUGAUUUAUCGUUAUUCUUACAGUGUAUGCAUUGUAGAAUGUUUGAAUCUAUGAUUUGUACAGUUAUUCUUAUGCUCUGUAGAAAUGCUUGUUCUAGCUUAUUACACAGCUGGUUGUUUUUAUGUAUUGUACAGUUGGUUGUUCUUGUGUUUUGUUAAGAUGUUUGUUUAUAUGGAAUUUUAGAUAAUGUAUGGCCACAAGGGGUCCAUAGUCUGAAAGUUCCAUUCUCUAUAAGAGCAAGGUUACUCGGGUGGGCGUUGUGGCCACAGACUUCUUGUUUAAUUCACUUUAUUAUUCUAUAUGCAUAUGCCUUCAAUAUUAAUUGUUAUCGAUGAUUAAAAUCUUUAUUAUUAAGA
Ostrea edulis (European flat oyster) is the source of this 6608-nucleotide messenger RNA. RefSeq names its product glutamate--cysteine ligase regulatory subunit-like. NCBI's taxonomy places the organism in Eukaryota, Metazoa, Mollusca, Bivalvia, Ostreida, Ostreidae. Gene Ontology annotation, molecular function: glutamate-cysteine ligase catalytic subunit binding; enzyme regulator activity. Gene Ontology annotation, biological process: glutathione biosynthetic process. Gene Ontology annotation, cellular component: glutamate-cysteine ligase complex. The coding region runs from base 43 to 864 and encodes 273 amino acids. The transcript has 8 exons. The record is from RefSeq and is a predicted model, not a curated record.